CAAUCUUUGCAAGCCUCACCAAAGCCGGAGGAGGUUGGAUCUGACGAGGAUCGGAUCUUGAACACCGGACAGGACAGGACUCUUCUAACCUUCUACUCUGCUCUCGCGAGUUGAUUUUCGCGGAUUUCCUUGGGAUUUUCCCACUUUUCUUGCGGUUCUGUUUCAAGCCGCGAUCGUGUGUUCUUGAAGUGUACCGAAGAUCUGCAAGAUCUCGGCGAGCGCUGAGCAGCUCAUUCUCGUACUGAACGUUCCGCGGAUCGGUCGUGCAUCGCGUUGGUACUUGCGCCUCUGGUAUAACCUACUCCAAGAAGAACCGUGUCAACGGUAGAGGAGACUGGUCACGCGAGACUGACCCCUCCGAAGAAGAAUCGAAUCUGUGCAUUCUAAAGUGUUCAACUAGGUGGAACGAACAAGCUACAGGACUAGGUAGUUUGUGUUGUUCAGGGGUGCAGUGACCCUGAACGGAAGAUCGUGCGUAAGUGCGGGAGUUUGGUGAAACAAAUAGUUGGUGAAAAAAUCAGUGCUAGACAGUAUAUCCGGACGGGGGGUUGAUCACGUACGGUGGAGCUGAGAUCGAGGAUCGGGCGGACGCACGCACGCAACACGCCAUCGAGGAAAAAUAAUUAACAAAUAAAUAGAUCUAGGCAAAACGCCGGCAGGAUGUCGUCCUGCGCGUGUCCGAUGAUGCCCCCCGUCGGGGCCACACUGGCGGCACUCUGCGGUGGAUCGCAGUACAUGCUGUUCAUGGGGCUGCUCGAGGUGUUUAUCCGGUCCCAGUGCGACCUGGAGGAUCCCUGCGGCAGGAUGAAGAGCAAAACGACCCGGAACACAGACUUUGAGUACGAUUUCAUAGUGGUCGGUGGAGGUUCCGGUGGGUCGGUGAUUGCGUCUCGACUGUCGGAGAUUAAGAACUGGAAGGUGUUGCUGGUGGAGGCAGGUCCGGACGAACCAACGGGAGCGCAGAUUCCGUCAAUGUUCCUGAACUACAUUGGCAGCGAUAUCGACUGGAAGUACAACACCGAACCGGAACAGUACGCGUGUUUGGGAUCGCCGGAACAGCGCUGUUACUGGCCCCGCGGCAAGGUCCUCGGCGGAACGUCGGUCAUGAACGGUAUGAUGUACAUCCGCGGUAACCCGGUUGACUACGACGACUGGGAGGCGAUGGGCAACCCCGGCUGGAAGUGGAAGGACGUUCUGCCGUACUUCAUGAAGUCCGAGGACAACCAGCAGAUGGACGAGGUCGACAACAAGUUCCACACGACCGGGGGGUUGCUGCCGGUGUCCAAGUUCCCGUACAGUCCGCCGUUCUCGUUUGCCGUGCUCGAUGCUGGCAAGGAACUGGGCUAUGAAGUGCAUGACUUGAACGGAGCUAACACGACCGGAUUUAUGAUUGCCCAGACUACGAGCAAGAGUGGAAUUCGGUACAGCUCGGCACGUGCCUUCCUGCGACCAGCGGUGAACCGACCAAAUCUGCACAUUCUCAUGAACACCACGGUGACCAAGGUCCUGGUCCACCCAACGUCCAAGACUGCCCACGGAGUUGAAGUCAUUGAUGAGGACGGUCACAUGCGCAAGAUCUUGGUCAAGAAGGAGGUCAUCGUGGCCGGAGGUGCCGUCAACUCACCCCAGAUUCUUAUGCUAAGCGGUAUCGGACCACGAGCGAACCUCGAGAAGGUCGGCGUCCGAGUGGUUCACGAUCUUCCCGGAGUGGGACAGAACCUGCACAAUCACGUGGCAUACUUUAUCAACUUCUUCCUGAAUGACACCAACACGGCUCCGCUGAACUGGGCCACCGCUAUGGAGUACCUGCUGUUCCGUGACGGACUCAUGGCUGGAACCGGUGUGUCGUCCGUGACGGCCAAGAUCAGCACCAAGUACUCGGAACGUCCGGACGAUCCAGACUUGCAGUUCUACUUCGGUGGAUUCCUGGCCGAUUGCGCCAAGACCGGCCAGGUGGGUGAACUGCUCAGCAACGACUCGCGCUCCGUGCAGAUCUUCCCCGCCGUGCUACACCCCAAGAGCCGUGGCUACAUCGAGCUGAAGUCGAACGACCCGCUGGACCACCCGAGGAUCGUCGUCAACUACCUUAAAGAGGAUCAUGACGUGAAGGUGCUCGUCGAGGGAAUCAAGUUUGCCAUCCGAUUGUCCGAAACCGACGCCCUGCAGGCAUACGGAAUGUCCCUGGAUGGAACGAUCAUCAAGGCUUGCGAGCAGCACGAGUUCAGAUCACAGGAAUACUGGGAGUGUGCCGUCCGGCAGAACACCGGCGCCGAAAACCACCAGGCCGGUUCGUGCAAGAUGGGCCCCAUCAAGGACCCGAUGGCCGUCGUGGAUCACGAGCUGCGGGUGCACGGCGUGCGAAAUCUGCGAGUGGUGGACGCCUCCGUGAUGCCCAAGGUCACGUCCGGCAACACGAACGCACCGAUCAUCAUGAUUGCUGAGAAGGGCGCACACCUGAUUCGCCGGGCGUGGGGUGCCCGCAAGUGAUGACGGCACUCCGGACGAGGAAGCUAGCAUUUAAGACACUUUGCUGAAUGAGGAACGUGCGUGAAAUGCAUCGAAAUUUUAUUAGUUUUUUUCUCACGUCAAAAAUCGCACAAUUUUUAAAAUAAGAGAUUUGAGAGUAUCGACAAAAUAUAGUAUUGUAUCGCCAGUUGCCAACAUUGCUCAAAUUGUUCAAAUGAGAAACCUUACUUUAAAUUACCAGUGAUCCAAAAUUCAAUCCUCUACAGGCGCGCUAACAACAAUGGAGACAUUCAGAUUGGUACGAUUUCUCCUUGUAUGAGAAAACUAUCAAUCAGUUGGUCAUUCCUGCAAAUUUCCAUUUCAAACCAGUGUUUUAAAAUCAUACUUCAUUAUGCCACGAUAUAAGAGCUAUAAUCGACAUUACAAUUAAAAAGCGGUAUUGUUAUGAAUGCCCUCGUGAAGUUAGGAAUAGCCGUAAACGUACGAUAAUCAUGAACUCCUGUUUCCCCCCUUCCCCUCCUACCGCAGUAUCAUCCAAACCCUUCCAAUUCAUUAGUUGAGUGUAUCGAUCGAGUAAAUGAAACCUUUCAUUUGUAAAUUAUAAUUAUUUUAUAACAAAUACAA
Messenger RNA from Culex pipiens pallens (northern house mosquito), 3090 nucleotides. RefSeq names its product glucose dehydrogenase [FAD, quinone] (gene Gld). NCBI's taxonomy places the organism in Eukaryota, Metazoa, Arthropoda, Insecta, Diptera, Culicidae. Bases 661 to 2487 code for a protein of 608 amino acids. The record is from RefSeq and is a predicted model, not a curated record. The transcript is spliced from 6 exons. Gene Ontology annotation, molecular function: oxidoreductase activity, acting on CH-OH group of donors; flavin adenine dinucleotide binding.